Colias croceus (clouded yellow) is the source of this 1081-nucleotide messenger RNA. RefSeq lists its product as uncharacterized. NCBI's taxonomy places the organism in Eukaryota, Metazoa, Arthropoda, Insecta, Lepidoptera, Pieridae. Bases 5 to 1009 code for a protein of 334 amino acids. The transcript has 2 exons. The record is from RefSeq and is a predicted model, not a curated record.
CAGAAUGCAGGCAGACAUAACUAGCGUUCUAGUAUUCAUAAUAUUUAUUAGUUUUUGCGACAGCUCAAUUCUUCGAAUAAAUAAUUUACCCAAUUUGAAAUUAGUUGAAGCAUUGAUCGCCAAUUUCAAUAAUGAACAACCUAAUCUUUUUAUCAUAGCUCAACACAAAAAUAGAAAAACUGAUUCCGAAGAAAGAAAUCAGAACGAAAAUCUUCAUAACUUUAACAGAAAAAAGAAACUUAUAAGAAAGAUUGUACCACAUACUGAAGAUGAAGGUAAAAUAGAGUAUGAUUACAAAUUGAAUGCAUUUUAUAAACCAAUACUUAGAAUUCACAAGAAACGUAUAAAUGACUUAAAUUUUGAAGAGAAUAACAAUGAUAAUGCAUACGAAAACUUAUUUCAAGAUAAUAAAUUAAACAAGGAUGAGGUUAUUAAUAUUGCGACAAAUGUUUAUAAAGAACUAGAAGAGAAAUAUGAUAUUAUUGACAGUGAUGCUGAGGAAGACGUUGUUUUUAGAAACGACAAUGUAAACGUAGGAAGUAUAACAAACCAUCAGAAUUUUAAACCAGUAAAUCCUCAUUUCGAUGAACUAAAUGAUGGUGAAAUUCGAAUAACGAAACAGGUGAAUAAAAAUAAACAACGUCCUAAAUACAACAAUGUUAAUAACAACGAAGUGUUACAACAAUUAGAAUUAUUAAUAGAUAUUUAUCAUCACUUAAAUAAAAUACAUUCGAGAUCACGAAAACUGAAAUCGUAUGGAAAAAUAAUGCCAACUUUGAAGAAAAUUGAUUCUUUAAGAGCUCAUUUUGAUAAGUCUGGAGAAGCCAAUGAUCCUUUAGCUCCAGGUAACGAAUUGGGAGAAGAUAAACCUCAAAAGGAAACGAAGACUUGGAUGCCGUAUUAUCCACCUUGGAACUAUUGGUCGUACAAGAAAACUAUACAUCAGGAUAUAUGCCCCGGGAACCAAAUACGAGUAGAUCACAUGUGCAUUUGGAUGCAACCGCAUUAGGAUAGGUAAUACAGCCCUAUUCCUUUAUCGCAAUUUUCAAUUCAUCAUUUUAAAAGAAAUAAAAAUUUGAAU